Alligator sinensis (Chinese alligator) is the source of this 2139-nucleotide messenger RNA. RefSeq names its product KISS1 receptor (gene KISS1R). The record is from RefSeq and is a predicted model, not a curated record. The transcript is spliced from 5 exons. NCBI's taxonomy places the organism in Eukaryota, Metazoa, Chordata, Crocodylia, Alligatoridae. Gene Ontology annotation, biological process: neuropeptide signaling pathway. Bases 1 to 1101 code for a protein of 366 amino acids. Gene Ontology annotation, cellular component: membrane. Gene Ontology annotation, molecular function: G protein-coupled peptide receptor activity.
AUGGGCACAGCAGGCAGCGCCGGGCACAACGCAUCGCUGCUGCCCCCCAAUGGGUCAUGCGGGGCUGGGGGGCUGCUGUGGGGGAACAGCUCGGGGCCCCCUGGCCCCCCGCGCCUGGUGGAUGCCUGGCUGGUGCCCCUCUGCUUCGUGGCACUGCUGGUGCUGGGGCUGGCGGGCAACUCCCUGGUCAUCUACGUGAUCUCCAGGCACCAGCCGAUGAGGACGGUCACCAACUUCUACAUCGCCAACCUGGCCACCACCGACAUCAUCUUCCUGGUCUGCUGUGUGCCCUUCACUGCCAUGCUGUACCCGCUGCCCGGCUGGGUUUUCGGGGAGUUCAUGUGCAAGUUCGUUAACUACAUCCAGCAGGUCUCCGUGCAGGCCACCUGCAUGACGCUGACGGCCAUGAGCGUGGACCGCUGGUACGUGACCGUGUUCCCGCUGCGCUCCCUGCGCCAGCGCACCCCCCGCGUCGCCGUCGCCGUCAGCCUGGGCAUCUGGAGCGGUUCCUUCGUCGUCUCCGUCCCGGUGCUGACGUACCACCAGCUGACGGAGGGCUACUGGUUCGGGCCCCAGACCUACUGCAGCGAGUCCUUCCCCUCGGCAGCUCACGAGAAGGCCUUCAUCCUCUACAACUUCCUGGCUGUCUACCUGCUGCCUCUGCUGACCAUCUGCGUCUGCUACAUUGCCAUGCUCUAUCAGAUGGGGCGUCCUGCCGUGGAGCCGGCCGAGAACGGCUACCAGGUGCAGCAGCUGGCGGAGCGGUCGGAGGCCUUGCGCGCCCGUAUCUCCCGCAUGGUGGCCAUCAUCGUGGUGCUCUUCACCGUGUGCUGGGGGCCCAUGCAGUUCCUCAUCCUCCUGCAGGCCUUCGCGCCUGGCUUCCAGCGCAACUACUACACCUACAAGGUGAAGAUCUGGGCCCACUGCAUGUCCUACGCCAACUCCUCGGUCAACCCCCUCGUCUACGCCUUCAUGGGUGCCAACUUCAGGAAGGCCUUCAGGAAGGUCUUCCCCUUUGCCUUCAAGCAGCGGGUGGGCGGCAUCGGCGCGGGCAGCGCCACCGUCAACACCAAGAUGCACUUUGUCUCUUCUGGCAAGUAGCGGGUGGAGGUGCCCUGAGCAGGGGGUGGGAGGAGGGCCCUGAACCCCCCAAAUGUGCCCCGUGGUCUGUCUUGUCCACCCCAGUCCUGCAGCCACUUCUGGGGUGGGGAGGCAGCGGUUGCUGGCGUGACCCAGAGCUACGCUCUGUGCCAGGUGAGGGCAGGACACGGAGAACGCUCCGUGCCGAGGGUGAGAUGAGCAGGCUCACCCAGGCCGACCACCUCUGCUAGCCACCGCCCGGGUCUUCUAGCCACCGCCAUGCCAGGACGUCUGCUUUUCUGAAAGAGGCUGCACCGUCCAGCUCCCGGCGCAAGCUCGGAGGAGGGGGAGCAACCCUUCUGGGCCCUGGGAUUCACACCACAGGUCUCUCCCACUGCUACGAACCAUGUGAGCCCCUCUGCACCCCAGCCCCAGGGGGAAAAACUGCUCAUCGUGAUGUCCCCAUCCCUGCUGCAAAGAGCAGCUCUUGUCCUGACACAGCUCUGUGCCACUUCCCAUCCUGGCUCGUGAGAGGCACUUUUGCUUGAGGGCAGGGAAAGCCCAAAUGAUUCUCCCCGCCGGAUGGAUGGGGCUAAGGGACUUGGCUGAGGCCACACAGGGGAUCAGUGGCAGAGCAGAGACUAGACCCACUCUCUCCAGGCUGUUUCUGCUGGGUACUGUCCUCAGAAGCAUCCGAUAUUGGCCACUCUUGGUGCUGGGAUCCUGACGGGCCGUGGCUUGCAGCAGCUCUAAGGCAGCCAGCUACGGUGAUAGUGGCUCUGAAGGCACCCGACCCGGGCCUGCCGAGGCAGAGAGUGCCCCAGGUCUGCAGCCGCUCAGCUGUCAUAGGCCUCUGUGCAAUGCUCUCCACGCUUCCCCUCUGCAGGGGAGGGAGGCUGCUUUUGUUCCAGGUGUGGUUGGGGGCAAGGGGGGCUGAGUCUGCCCCGACUCAUGACACCUGCUACCCGUUCAGCCCAAAGAGCGGGGGCGGGUGAAGCUCUGCUCCCCUGGUGCAAAGGAGGUACCACGAGGUUCCUCUGCAGAGGCAGCCCAUGCAAA